AAUAAAAUAGAAUAGUCGGCCGUACGUGACACUAGAAUCCCAACCCCAUCAACUCGUGCACUGGAACGAAGCUAGGCGUUAUUCUCAAUUGAUUUGUUCUAUUUGUUUUCAUAAUGGAUCACAAUGAAUGCACAUGGCGCAAGGUAACGGCUUAAAUUGGAUGGGUUUUACGCAGCGUAGAAUGAAGUUACCAUGGAGACAGACCCAACAUCCGAAAUCUUGUGGUACAUCUAACGAACGUUAUCUCCAAUAGGUAACCCCAAAAAUACUUUAGAAUCUGUUUUUUUGUUUGGUUUUAAAACCACCAGCCUAACUUGAACAAAACAUAUUUACGCACAAGGAGAAUAACUGUAAAGAGACUUUUGAAAUGAGCAGCCGUGAAAUGGAGAGAAGGACGGGGACUCUAAAUUCAUUUCUCCGGUCCGCUAUUCUGUUGGGGCUGCUCCAGAUAGGCGCACUGGAGGCGCGGAGGCUGCGGGGCAGCCGGGCGCAGCCGCGUCCCGCGCAGCCGUCCCCGGCGUACAGGGACCGGGCAGAGGGGGCCGAGAGCUUUCCGUUAGAUUUCACGGCCGUGGAGGGGAACAUGGAUAACUUUAUGACCCAAAUAAAGAACUUGGCGCAGUCGUUGUACCCGUGCUCCGCUCAGAAGCUGGAUCAGGACAUGAAGCUACACUUCCUGGAGAACACGUCCGUCACGUGCAACGACGGGUCACCGGCAGGGUACUACCUGAGGGAGUCCAGGGGCAGUAAGAGAUGGCUGGUGUUCCUGGAAGGCGGGUGGUACUGUUUUAACAAGCUCACGUGUGAUGGUCGCUAUGAGACCAUGAGAAGGCUCAUGAGCUCCACCAAGUGGUCGCAGACCAGAACAGGUACAGGGAUCCUCUCUCCUCUGCCAGAGGAGAAUCCACAUUGGUGGAAUGCCAACAUGGUGUUAAUCCCAUAUUGCUCCAGUGAUGUCUGGAGUGGAGCCACACCCAAAACAGACCAGAGUGAGUAUGCUUUCAUGGGGUCUCUGAUCAUCAGGGAGGUGGUGAACAAGCUCCUGACUAAAGGUCUGGACAAAGCCAAGGUCCUGCUGCUGUCUGGGAGCAGUGCGGGCGGCACCGGGGUGCUGCUGAACGUGGACCGCGUGGCAGAGCAGCUGCUGCUACAGGGUUUCCCAGAGGUGAGGGUCAGGGCCCUGGUGGACUCAGGCUGGUUCCUGGACAACAAGCCCUACAGGAAGACAGCCUGCCUGGACACCAUCAGCUGCGCCCCCACAGAGGCUGUGGAGAGGGGGAUCAGGUACUGGGGAGGGGUGGUUCCUGAGGCCUGUAGACAAGUCCAUAGAGGAGAGGAGUGGAACUGCUUCUUUGGAUAUAAAGUUUUCCCCACCAUACAGAGUCCAGUGUUCCUGGUCCAGUGGCUGUUUGACGAGGCCCAGCUAAUGGUGGACAAUGUUCACCUGGCGGGGCGCCCCCUGCUGGAGACACAGUGGAGAUACAUCCAGACCCUGGGGCAGCAGCUACGACACACACUCCAGGACGUGCCGGCCAUGUUUGUUCCUGCCUGUCUGUCUCAUGAGACCAUCACCAAGAGUCAUUGGCUGGACAUCCAAGUCCAAGGCACCUCCCUCCCCAGAGCCCUCCACUGCUGGGACCGCAGUCUCCACGCCAACGCCCGUGGCAACGGCAGCCAUGGCAACCACCACAACAACCACCAAAAACACUCCAAGGCCCCACCCCUGAGGGGCUGUCCCAUGCAUUUGAUUGACAGCUGUCCCUGGCCCCAAUGCAACCCCACCUGCCCCUCGGUCAGGGACCAGCUGACGGGGCAGGAAGUGGGCGUGAUGCAGUUCCUGAAACAUCUGGGCUUCGACGUGCAGAAGGUGGCGCAGCAGCAGGGCCUGGACCCAGGGAGGCUACUGGGCAUGCUCAAUAACGGCAACUAG
Messenger RNA from Osmerus eperlanus (European smelt), 1930 nucleotides. RefSeq names its product notum, palmitoleoyl-protein carboxylesterase b (gene notum1b). The transcript has 11 exons. Gene Ontology annotation, biological process: protein depalmitoleylation; negative regulation of canonical Wnt signaling pathway. Bases 368 to 1930 code for a protein of 520 amino acids. Gene Ontology annotation, molecular function: palmitoleyl hydrolase activity. The record is from RefSeq and is a predicted model, not a curated record. Lineage: Eukaryota; Metazoa; Chordata; Actinopteri; Osmeriformes; Osmeridae.